This is a messenger RNA of Umbelopsis ramanniana AG, 1872 nucleotides long. RefSeq lists its product as uncharacterized. The transcript has a single exon. The coding region runs from base 1 to 1872 and encodes 623 amino acids. NCBI's taxonomy places the organism in Eukaryota, Fungi, Mucoromycota, Umbelopsidomycetes, Umbelopsidales, Umbelopsidaceae. The record is from RefSeq and is a predicted model, not a curated record.
AUGCCAGAUUUGUUUUCCCGCGGUACAGUGACUAGCAAAGGUAGCAUGAAGCAGAGGCGCCAACGGACUGGAGGAAGAUACGGCACUACUGAUUUCGUAACGGAACCAGUUACGCAUGAUCACACGCAGAGCAUUCUAACAAAAAUCAGAGAAAUAGAAAAAGCAGCAGCGAAAGGCGACACAGACAAACAUAUUGAGACCGCACUGAAAAGCAUCUGCUCUUAUAUCAAGGACAACGGGUCAGCUUAUGAUGCAUCUCGUAGGCAUCUCUACGACCUUCAAGACCUAAAACUCAAACAUGACGUGUUAAUUGAGGCGAUGUCAGGGGAAGACUAUUCCUGGGGCCGAAGCAGCAUUCACGCUAUAGCUUCUGCCACUAGUUCGCUGAUAGUAAGCGAGCUCUCUACAGCAAGCGGACCUCUAGAGAAAAAGAUGAGUGCUUUAAGGGUAUUUGAAACCUUAUAUAUCCUUGCAGGCGUAAUAUUUUCUAGCGACGACAAAUAUGGCUUCAUAGAAGUCAGCUACAUUGGAGGAUUUGUCUCAUCGUCGAUAUUCAUAUACUACGCCCUCAACUUAGCUGACGUGUGUGCUGCCAAUAAUGCGUUGAUAGAUAUCAUAAACUCAAGGUACCUUUUGCUAAACCAUUCACAAAAAUUUUCGAAUGAGCGGACGGAAUCAACUUACUACGAGCAAGCAGAAAUGUCUUGGGCUGUUGGAUCUGCUGCUUCUAGAUACAAAAUUAAUGCGAGCACUGUUUUCCGCAUACUGCCGGAAGCUUUGACCAUGGUGGUUUCCGACGCAAUAGUGGAUGUUUUCUGUCAAUCUAUGUUUGCCUUGGAACGUCAAGACAUGGAAACGAUGUCUUUCUUUGACGCAGUAAAGAAUCUCGACGGCAAGUUGUGUAGAGGAAUUAUCGGAAAUAUGGUAGGACCUCGCUGGCUACCAGCGCGCUACGUUCUAACGCCUAUGGUGGCAUCAUCGGCCAUUAAAUCAAGUCUUCUCAAUGCUUAUGAGGUGAAAGCAGGUAAAUCUGUCGCUCUAUUUAUGGAGCGUGAGCAGGAUUAUUCUGACGAGAAAACGGACAUCAAGUGGACAAAACUGGGCGUUGAGAAGGAGAUAAUCUAUCCCGUACUGGCGUUCAAUCUUAUCAUGCUCGUAGUCUUAGUCGCAGCUUUAUACUGCGCAGUUUCGUAUAACGACACGUUUGCGAAUGCCCAAAUUGACGUUACUAGUUUCUUGAGCCUGAUACUGGUGUUUGAAGGCUUGGCCUUUGCUGGUUUUACAUCAGUGUACAGAGAGAACUGGUCAUUGUAUUGGAUGUUCCAGUUCAAGGUGCAUUAUAAUGACAUUAGCAAAAUCUUACAGCAUAAGGAUACUACCAGCAUAAAGAUAUUGCGUGGCAUACUGUCAAACAGGCAUAUAUAUUCGAAGCUAAUACAGCCAUCAAGAUCGUGCUGGAUAGGGGAAGGUACUGUGGAAGCCGACAACUAUCUUUCAUCCGACGUGCUACUGUGGUCUUACUAUGAAUGUGGCGUGAUAGAACUCGGUACAAACAUCCCUGGCGGCGGAUAUCGUGCUAUUAUGGUUAAGAUAAUAGGGGAAAUGUUGACAAUGGAGCAUAUAGAGCUAUCCGGAUUGAGCAGUGGACAGGCACACGUCAGAUAUAGCGCCGAGAGCGACAUGACUGACGUGACUUUGGGAUUUUUGCAGUCAGAUACAGAAAAUAUGCCUAUCGGAGCUGCUAAAGAAAAUGUUACAAACUCGACGGCGGCAUCGAAUGCAGAGAUAUGCAUUGCUACUGAUGUCACCUCAAGAGGAGACACUACGACUAGGCCGAUUGUAGACCAGCAUUUGCAACGGUAUCGAGGGUAG